AUGUGGACAGAAUUGGAUAAGUAUUACACUGAAAUCAAAGGAACACCAACUAGUGCCUGUGAACUCAUGGGCAAAGCAGAAAUGUGGCUCAUGAGAACGUAUUGGGAUUUUAAUUUUCCACAUCCUUUCCUACCCAAUUUUAAGUAUGUUGGUGGGAUUCACUGCAGACCUGCUAAACUUUUACCUGAGGAACUAGAAGAGUUUGUGCAGAGCUCAGGAGAUGUGGGCAUUGUAGUAUUUACACUUGGAUCCAUGAUUAAUAACAUCACUGCAGAUAAAGCCAAUAUGAUCGCUACUGCCCUUGGUCAGAUACCACAGAAGGUGGUUUGGAGAUUUGCUGGAGAGAAACCUGAAAAGCUAGGAGCCAACACAAGAAUUUACAAGUGGAUCCCUCAGAAUGACUUAAUUGGUCAUUCGAAGACUAAAGCAUUCAUUACCCACGGAGGAACAAAUGGAAUCUAUGAGGCAAUCUACCAUGGGGUCCCUAUGGUGGGUCUCCCAAUGUUUGCAGACCAACCAGACAACAUGGUCCACAUGACAGAAAAAGGUGCUGCCAUUUCUUUGGAGUUUAACUUUAUGACAUCAGACAUUUUAAGGGACGCCGUCAACAGAGUCAUAAACGACAAAUCUUAUAAAGCAAAUGCCAUGCGACUGUCAGCUAUCCACCACGACAGACCAAUUAGUCCUCGAGAUGAAGCCGUAUUCUGGGUUGAGUUUACGAUGAGAAACAAAGGAGCCAAGCAUCUACGAGUGGAGGCUCACAAUCUUACCUGGUACCAGUAUCACUGUCUGGACGUGGCCACUUUCCUUCUAGCACAGGAUGGUUUGACUUAUAAGCACACCUGUCUCUGA
This is a messenger RNA of Knipowitschia caucasica, 852 nucleotides long. NCBI's taxonomy places the organism in Eukaryota, Metazoa, Chordata, Actinopteri, Gobiiformes, Gobiidae. The record is from the annotation of a GenBank genome assembly.